Molecule: messenger RNA, 2285 nt
Organism: Camellia sinensis
Lineage: Eukaryota; Viridiplantae; Streptophyta; Magnoliopsida; Ericales; Theaceae
Source: RefSeq, a predicted model, not a curated record
AUUCACAUAAGACAAUUUUGGGUCAGCUCAGCUACUGACUUACUACAAGCUCAAAGUACAAACCAUGAGUCCAUGAGAGACCACUUUUGAUAACCAACAAUGGCACUUCUCACCAUUGCCAGGAGGCUCCAAAGAACACAUCUCAAACACUCAUUACCCUCUCUCCUCCACGUAUCACUUGCUCAACCACCACUUCCAUCUUCACCCUCUUCGAAUCAAUUCUCUCAGACAUAUUAUCAAACACAACUCGUUCUCUCUCGUCCCUUCCCCCAAAACCCCCAUUUCUCUACCCUCCAACCCUCCCAUCAUCAAAAUCUCCAUGAAACAAUCGAUUUCAGUGAAUCUAUCGAUGAAGCCCAUCAAAAUAACCAAUUGGGUGUCCGUGAAUUGGUCGAAGCACUCAAAAAUGCUGACCAGUUUUCCUCUGAAGGGGAAGCGAUUGAGUUUCUUGACGAGAAUGGUGUCGAACCGAACGAAGAUUUGGUUUAUUGGGCGGUUUGGGCAUUGAGAGAUGAAUGGGAAUUGGCGUUUGUGGUUUUCAAAUGGGGUGAGAAAUGGGGUUGUUUGGGUGAAAAGAAUUGGACUUUGAUGAUUUGGGUUUUGGGCAGCCACAAAAAGUUCAGUACUGCUUGGUGCUUGGUUCGAGACUUGUAUCGGUCUUCUUCUGUGGAUACUCGAAGGCCAAUGCUUGUUUUGAUUGAUAGAUUCACAGCUGCAAAUGACCCAGGCAAGGCUAUACAAACAUUCCAAAUAAUGGAAAAGUUCAGAAUGACUCCUGAUCUGAAAGCAUUCCACACACUCUUGAAUGCUCUCUGUAAACAUGGAAACAUAGAAGAAGCUGAAGAGUUUAUGCUCCUUAAUAAAAAGUUCUUCCCAUUGGAAACCGAGAGCUUCAACAUAAUUCUAAAUGGUUGGUGUAAUAUAUCGGUUGAUGUAUUUGAAGCAAAGAGAAUAUGGAGAGAAAUGUCCAGAUGCUGUAUUACGCCAGAUGCAACUUCUUAUACACACAUGAUUUCCUGCUUCUCAAAGGUCGGGAAUCUCUUUGACUCACUGAGAUUGUAUGAUGAAAUGAAGAAAAGGGGUUGGGUCCCUGGCAUUGAAGUGUACAACUCUUUGAUUUAUAUACUUGCUCGUGAGAAUUGCCUGAAGGAAGCUCUUAAAAUUUUGAACAAAAUGAAAGAAGCAGGCGUGCAACCGAAUUCUGCCUCUUACAACUCCAUGAUAUGCCCUCUAUGUGAAGCAACAAAGCUAGACGAGGCAAGGACUAUAUUGGCCACCAUGGUAGGUGAGAAUGUCAGGCCAACUAUUGAGACAUAUCAUGCAUUUCUUGAGGGUGCAAGUGUGGAUGGAACUUUGGAAGUUCUUAACCAUAUGAAGAAAGCCAGUCUUGGUCCAAACCCGAAUACCUUUCUUCUGAUUUUUGGUAAGUUCUUCAAAUUGAAGCAACCUGAAAAUGCACUGAGAAUUUGGGUGGAAAUGAUGACUUAUGGUAUAGUGCCUGAUUCUGCACAUUAUGCUUUAUUAGUGGAAGGACUGGCAACAUGUGGGUUGUUGAUCAAGGCUAGAGAACUUUAUGCUGAGAUGAGAUUGAAUGGCAUUUUAGAUGACCCAAAGCUUAAGAAGCUCUUGAAGAAACCAGCGCAACAUAGUAGUCAUCAAAGGGAAGAACCAAUGACAGUUGUGAGAAACAUUAAGAAAGGUACCCAGGUACAUCCUUGGAAGAGGAGUGUUGUCAUGAGAAGAAAAAAGCAUGGUAAGCAGCCAAGAAAGACAACAAGUGUAACUUAAAACUUUUGACAAAAUAUUUUGAAGAUGGAAUGAUUUAUCUGUUGCAAGCUUGAAAUUGGGAGCUUUGCUAAUGCCAGAUAGGUAAUUGGACCAUUUAUUGGCAUAGCCCUGGAGCGAGCUGCACUCCAGAACCGUAUUGCUGCAACUACAAACAGGCUAUUCAAUUAGUCAGUUUGCUUGUAGCCAUUCAGAAUUAUCUUGAUUUUCAAGUAUGACUGCCCAGAUCUUGGCAAUUGUGUAAUCAAGAUGUCUAAAUUAAACAACUUCAAUUAGAGAUUUUUUGUGGUGAUAAUCUGAAGGAACACCACUGGGAUUUGAUUGAAAGUUUUUUAUUUAGCGGAUGCCCUAUUUGAAAUGAAAGGGCCAUAAGAGGCUAGAUCAAUCUUUAUGAAAAUUUUGUACAAAUUUGUAUUGCUUUACCCCUCUUAAAUAGGGCAUGUGAAAAUGAACAGUAUCAUUCUAUUCUAUGCACAUAUAUGUAAAACUAAUUUGAAUGA